Messenger RNA from Chiroxiphia lanceolata (lance-tailed manakin), 2030 nucleotides. It is a transcript of the gene DMC1, whose product is annotated as DNA meiotic recombinase 1. Gene Ontology annotation, molecular function: single-stranded DNA binding; ATP hydrolysis activity; ATP binding. Gene Ontology annotation, cellular component: nucleus; condensed nuclear chromosome. Gene Ontology annotation, biological process: DNA repair; mitotic recombination; DNA recombinase assembly. The transcript has 15 exons. The record is from RefSeq and is a predicted model, not a curated record. The coding region runs from base 139 to 1455 and encodes 438 amino acids. Lineage: Eukaryota; Metazoa; Chordata; Aves; Passeriformes; Pipridae.
CGUCCGUCCCCAGUGGGAUCCGCCGCGUGUCCCGGGAGCGGUUUGCGGCCGCCGCGUUGCCGUGGCGACGGGAUCCGCCGGUCCGCUCCGCCUCCCGUGGUGGGGAAAGACGGGGGCGGAGAGGCUGGGGCGGUGGGGAUGAGGGUCUUCUCGCAUCGAAGUUGUGAUGUGCUCUCCGCGCUUUCCCUAGCACCCUCCCGAAAAUGCUUGAGUCGGUUGGAAGACUUUCUGAAAUUGUUUUGGCCAACUCAAGAGAUAAAAGAACAGCCGUUUCACCGCUUUGCAAAGAAUUGUGCUUUCCUUCUGCUUGACUGCCGCCGAUUCCACCACCAGGAGGCCCUCAUUCCAGUGCUUACGGCUAGGCAAAGAAAGCACAAGGACAGCAAAAAGAGCAGUGAUCAAUACUUUAUUGCCUGCUCUUUCACAAUGAAGGCCAUGGAGGAUCAAGUCGUCCAAGAAGAACCAGGAUACCAGGAUGAUGAGGAAUCCUUUUUUCAGGAUAUUGACCUUCUACAGAAGCAUGGAAUUAACGUAGCAGAUAUUAAAAAGCUGAAGUCAGUUGGGAUCUGCACAAUCAAAGGAAUCCAGAUGACCACGAGACGGGCGCUGUGCAAUGUAAAAGGGCUUUCAGAGGCCAAAGUGGACAAGAUUAAAGAAGCUGCAAACAAGCUUAUUGAGCCAGGCUUCCUGACUGCCUUUGAGUACAGUGAAAAACGGAAGAUGGUAUUUCAUAUUUCUACUGGCAGCCAGGAAUUCGAUAAACUUCUGGGUGGUGGGAUUGAAAGCAUGGCAAUCACUGAGGCCUUUGGAGAGUUUCGGACAGGCAAAACUCAGCUAUCUCACACUCUUUGUGUGACAGCUCAACUCCCAGGAUCAAAUGGUUACACAGGUGGAAAGAUUAUCUUCAUUGAUACUGAAAACACUUUCCGACCAGACCGUCUUCGUGACAUCGCCGAUCGCUUCAGUGUUGACCAUGAGGCAGUACUUGACAAUGUGCUGUAUGCACGUGCAUAUACUAGUGAACAUCAGAUGGAAUUGCUUGACUAUGUAGCAGCCAAGUUCCAUGAGGAAGCUGGUAUCUUCAAGCUAUUGAUCAUUGACUCCAUAAUGGCACUUUUCCGUGUGGAUUUCAGUGGUCGUGGAGAGUUGGCUGAACGACAACAGAAACUAGCUCAGAUGCUGUCAAGGCUCCAAAAAAUAUCAGAAGAAUAUAACGUGGCCGUGUUUGUGACCAACCAGAUGACUGCUGACCCAGGAGCAACUAUGACCUUUCAGGCAGACCCAAAAAAGCCCAUUGGGGGCCACAUCCUUGCUCAUGCUUCGACUACCAGGAUCAGUUUGAGGAAAGGGAGAGGGGAGCUGCGAAUUGCAAAGAUAUAUGACAGCCCUGAGAUGCCUGAAAAUGAAGCUACAUUUGCAAUAACCACGGGAGGGAUUGGGGAUGCCAAAGAAUAGGUAAAAAAACAAUGUAAAUGUACUGCUGGGCAAGUUGGGAUGAAGAUUUGUGCGUGGCCACCAACUGCCUGGCUUCACUUCUAGCUUUUGAGAACUAUUUGAGAUAUUUUGGGAGAACACUGGGAUGAACUCUGUACAGUUCAGUUUUACUGAAUUUGGUUCAUUUAAGGUCUUUGUUUUUCAAUUGAACUUUCAGCAGACAAUGAUUCAAGAAAUAAGCUUGUGAAUUGUUCUCAGAAUCCUUUUCCUAUGUUUUGUGAAAAUCAAAGCUGUUCUUUCACAUGGGAUUAAAUAUACUCUUUCUUAGUUUAUUUCAAAGAGAAUGUCUAAGUCGUAGAAUUUAAUGGAGCGAAAUGAAGAAGAAUUGGAAUAAACUCAGUUAUGAAAUUACCAUAAAUAGGUGGAAAAGGCAGUGGGAGGAGCAACAGCCCAAGAACUUGAUGGAUUCUCAUGUACUGCAGAAGAACAAGUAAUUUUAAAAAUAUGUUUUUAGGCAUUUUUAUCUUGCCUAUUUUUAUCUUGAUAAUGCUUACAUUUUUAUUUAGCAGUUUUUACUUUUUGAAGAGAAUGUUUUA